AUGCUUCACUCCCUAGUCCGUUGCCAUGCGCUUCCUCCGCCGUCUCAGCUCUGUCGCGUCUUCUUCUGUACCGGCACUUCCGCCUCCUCCUCAGGCGCCACCGCUUCUCCUGAUACCCACUUCAUGGUCGAGUAUCUCGUGAGUACAUGCGGGUUCUCCGUUGACGUUGCGUCCAAGGUCUCCAAGUCGCUCCGCCGUAUCCAGUCCACUGAGAAUGCCGACGUUGUUCUUGGUUUCUUAAGAUCCCAGGGCCUCGUUGGCGCUAAUCUCAGAAAGGUAAUAUCUUGGAGGCCAGGAAUGCUCGGCUGGGAUGUGGAGACGAACCUCGCUCCAAGGUUUAAAGUUUUGCGCGACAUGGGAUUAUCUGAGUCCGACAUCAUGGAUAUCGCUCCGCGGCACCCUUUCGUUAUUGGCUUCAACAGAGAGAGCACGCUUCUCCCCCGAUUUAAGGCUUGGGAAAGUUUAUUUGGAUCGAGGGAGAUCCUCCUCAAGAAUCUCCGGAGGAGUAAAUGGUUUUUUAGCAGCAACAUUGAAAAUGUAGUGCGCCCUAAUAUGAACUUCUUAAGGGAUGAAUGUGGCAUUCCUGAAGAGCGGAUUUCUCUUGUCCUUAAAAGGAGCCCAGGCUUCUUUACGCAGAAACCAGAUUCCCUCCGAGCUCUAGUAGAUAGAGCUGACGGGAUUGGAAUUCCCCGAGAAUCUAAGAUGUUCCUCUGGAUCCUUGAUGUGCUGCACUUGGUCAGCAGAGAAAAAUUUGAGGCCCAAGUCAAGAUCAUGAACAGUUUUGGUUUGUCAUACUCGGAUUUCAUUGCUGCAAUGAAGAAAUAUCCAAGGUUUUUAUGGCUUUCCACUGGGGCGUUGCAGAGAAAGAUGGAAUUUUUAGUCAAGGAUGUUGGAAUUACGCCUUCAGACAUUACUAAGCUGCCAGUGUUUCUAACAUUCAGUUUGGAAAAGAGGAUUGAAGUCUUCAUCUCGUCAGUGGUCACCCCAUCCCCGGCUUUCCAUCUUCCUUCAUUCGGACAGGAUCAAUUUGGCACCGUCUGUAGGAACGUGACCUGUAUCCGAAUAAGAAGAUGGAAGACGUUGGACAACUCACAACAGUGA
This is a messenger RNA of Zingiber officinale, 1101 nucleotides long. RefSeq names its product transcription termination factor MTERF8, chloroplastic-like. Gene Ontology annotation, cellular component: chloroplast. The coding region runs from base 1 to 1101 and encodes 366 amino acids. NCBI's taxonomy places the organism in Eukaryota, Viridiplantae, Streptophyta, Magnoliopsida, Zingiberales, Zingiberaceae. The record is from RefSeq and is a predicted model, not a curated record. Gene Ontology annotation, molecular function: double-stranded DNA binding. Gene Ontology annotation, biological process: regulation of DNA-templated transcription; chloroplast organization. The transcript has 2 exons.